Molecule: messenger RNA, 1384 nt
Organism: Tarenaya hassleriana
Lineage: Eukaryota; Viridiplantae; Streptophyta; Magnoliopsida; Brassicales; Cleomaceae
Product: NAC transcription factor 56-like
Exons: 4
Coding region: 56-1075 (339 amino acids)
Biological process (GO): regulation of DNA-templated transcription; system development
Molecular function (GO): DNA binding
Source: RefSeq, a predicted model, not a curated record
AAAAAAAAAAAAAAAAAAAAACUCCCAAAUCCUCCGAUCAAAUCUCCACCGUCCGAUGGAGAGCACAGAUUCCUCCGGCGGUCCUCCUCCUCCGCAACAGCCGAAUCUUCCGCCGGGAUUUCGAUUUCACCCGACGGACGAAGAGCUCGUCGUUCACUACCUCAAACGCAAAGCCGCCUCCGCUCCUUUGCCCGUCGCCAUAAUCGCGGACGUCGAUCUCUACAAAUUCGAUCCAUGGGAACUCCCCGCUAAGGCGUGGUUUGGGGAGCAGGAAUGGUAUUUCUUCAGUCCACGAGACAGGAAGUACCCUAAUGGCGCGAGACCAAACAGGGCUGCAACGUCUGGUUACUGGAAAGCCACUGGAACUGACAAGCCGGUCUUGUCCUCCGGUGGGACCCAUAAGGUCGGAGUAAAGAAAGCACUCGUAUUCUAUGGUGGAAAGCCCCCCAAAGGGGUGAAAACGGAUUGGGUCAUGCAUGAGUAUCGUCUUGUCGAGAACAAAUCCAGUAAUAGACAUCCUGGUUAUGACUUCGGCAACAAGAAACAGUCCCUUAGGCUUGACGAUUGGGUGUUGUGUCGAAUCUACAAGAAGAACAACACAGGGAGACAUGUGGAUAACGAUAAGGACGACAUGAUCGACGAUAUGAAUAUGAUCUUCCGACAGUUCCAGCCGCCGCCUUCGAUUUCCUCCGGGAGAAUGAACUUUUUCCCGGCAAGAGUCUCCAACUUUGGAACAUUCUCCGACAACGUCAUCAACAGUACUAUUGAUGUCACCGACACUAACGCCGGUCUCGAUCUUGCUUCUCCCUCAUAUGGAUCGAAGCCCGAGCUGCCGAUGAUGAUGACGGCGACGAGUCUCAAACGUGAUCUUCCGCGGCCAUAUUGGCCCAGGAUGGCGGCGGAGGAGGAGGAGACGGUGGAUGGGUCAUCGCCGAGCAAGAGGUUUCACGGCGGAGAGUGCUCGAACAUUACCCCGAUGUUCGCGCAGACACCGCCAUUGAUGCAACAAGAGAUGCUAAGUGAAGGGUUAUACAGAACAUCGUACCAGUUGCAUGGAUUGAAUUGGUACUCUUGAAGAUAAAGAAUUCGAAUUUUUCGAUUUCUGGGAUUCGGAUUAAGCUGUGGAAUAUACACUUUUUGCAUUACAUUUGAUUUUUGUGUAGUGUUUGGGGUAUUUUGGCUUUGAUAAUUUGGUUAUUACUAUCUAUAGAUAGGGGGAAAAGAGAUUUAGAGAGUUUGGAGAAGUGAGGCGAUAUAUAUACAAGUAUAGGUUGAAAUUCUCUUUAUAUUGUUUUUGGGUCUAAUUCUAAUCGUUAAAUGUAUAAAUAUAUAUACUAUGUAUUUGUAUAGAUGCAUAUAUAAGAGAUAAAUGUUCAGCUUUGUU